Messenger RNA from Anopheles nili, 14847 nucleotides. It is a transcript of the gene kug, whose product is annotated as fat-like cadherin-related tumor suppressor homolog. Gene Ontology annotation, cellular component: plasma membrane. The transcript has 21 exons. The record is from RefSeq and is a predicted model, not a curated record. The coding region runs from base 1 to 14847 and encodes 4948 amino acids. NCBI's taxonomy places the organism in Eukaryota, Metazoa, Arthropoda, Insecta, Diptera, Culicidae. Gene Ontology annotation, biological process: homophilic cell-cell adhesion. Gene Ontology annotation, molecular function: calcium ion binding.
AUGAUCCCGGGCGUGGGCGGAGUGCCACGAGCGCGGUUACUUGCACUUCUCCUGGCGCUGACGCUAGCGGAAGUGAUAACACGCGCUCUCGGCGACCCCGCUCCCUACAUCGGCGGCCACGGUGCUGCCACGAGUACUAUCAAUGACGUCACAAGCGUCCUGCCCGAGCUGGCGGUCAGUUCGCCCCGGCUCGAGCGAUCGGCCGACGGGCGGCCACCGUACAGCUUUCACUUUGCCCACGCGGUCUACAACGUGUCGAUACCGGAGAACAGCAUCAUCAAAACGUACGCCGUACAGCCCCCGAACGAGGAUCGAAUGGGGUUGCACGUGACGCCCGAUCUGGAGGUGCGCUAUAAGAUCGUCUCCGGCGACAAGGACCGGUUCUUCAAGGCAGAGGAACGGUUGGUUGGUGAUUUCGUCUUCCUCGCGAUCCGGCUGCGCACAAAUAACAUCGUGCUAAACCGAGAAAAGGGCGAUAGCUACCGGCUAGAGGUGAAGGCGACCGGAACACGCCGCGAGGGCAAAAGUCGCACCACGCUCGAGGCGGACACGGUGAUCGACGUGCGUGUGCUGGACGCAAACGAUCUUAGUCCGCUCUUUUACCCAACCGAGUACGCGGUUGCGAUCACCGAGGACACGCCACUACACAAGAGCAUCCUGCACGUGGUGGCGGAGGAUGCCGAUCUCGGGCUGAACGGUGAGAUCUACUACAGCAUCCUGGACGAGACGGAGCAGUUCGCAGUUCAUCCAACGACGGGUGUCAUCACGUUGACGCGACCGCUCCGAUUCACGGACCGAGCUUUGCACGAGCUCACGGUCGUGGCAAACGAUCGAGGCAUCGGUUCGACUAGCAGGAGCCUGGCGAGCAAGGCGCGCGUCAAGAUUAAGGUCCUUCAGGUUAACUUGAUGGCGCCGGAUAUUUACGUGCAAGCCCUGCCGGACAUCCUGGAAAACUCCAACGCAAACAUCUUUGGCAUCGUGCGGGUGACGGACAAGGAUAAGGGCGUACACGGCCAAAUCAAGAGCCUCGACAUCGUGGAUGGCGAUCCGGAUGGGCACUUCCGCAUCAAGCCAACGGACCGGCCGGGUGAGUACGUGAUCGAGGUCCAUCGGCUGCUCGAUCGCGAGACAGCACCCGCUGGUUACAACCUGACGCUAAGGGCAGUCGAUCGAGGUAUACCACCGAAGCAGAGCUACCUCGUAACGCCAGUCCGGCUGGCCGACAUCAACGACAAUGCGCCCGUCUUCAAUAGGGAGAUCUACGAGGUGUCCGUCCCGGAAACGUCACCUCCAAACACACCCGUCAUCCGGCUGAAGGUGACCGAUCGGGAUGAGGGUAAGAACGCGAAGGUCUUCCUCGAAAUCGUGGGCGGUAAUGAAGGGGGUGAGUUCCGGGUGAACCCUGAGACAGGGAUGCUGUACACGGCCGUACCGCUUGAUGCGGAACUGAAGGCGUUCUACACGUUGACGGUGUCCGCGAUCGACCAGGGCAACCCAGGCACGCGCAAGCAAUCGUCGGCGAAGGUGAAGAUCAAUGUGCAAGACACGAACGAUAAUGAUCCGAUCUUCGAGACGACCAACCUGACGAUCUCGGUGGACGAAAAUGAACCGGCGGGUACGUCAGUGACGAAGGUGACGGCACGUGACAAGGACCUGGGCGAGAACGCGUACAUUUCGUACAGCAUCUCCAACCUGAACGACGUACCGUUCGACAUCGAUCACUUCUCGGGUACGGUACGCACAUCCAAGCUGCUGGAUUACGAGAGUAUGCGUCGAGAGUACGUACUGCGGGUCCGGGCAUCUGACUGGGGUCUGCCUUACCGGCGGCAAACCGAGAUACAGCUGGUUAUUAAGCUGCGAGACGUGAACGAUAAUCGGCCGCAGUUCGAGCGGAUCGACUGCCUUGGCCGAAUCCCACGCUACACACCGAUCGGGACGGAAAUCUUCACACUUUCGGCGCUCGAUUUCGACUACGGCAGUGUGGUAACGUACCGAUUGCUGUCCGGGUUCGAAGACGGCUGCUUCAACCUCGAUUCGGUGACCGGCAUCAUCUCGGUUGGGUGUGACUUGAACGAUGUGGGUGUGGAACAGCGUGAGCUUAACGUGACCGCUACGGACGGCACGCACUUUGCCGACACAGCCCGCAUCCAGAUCAGCUUGGUGCGGAACCGACGGAACCUGGGUGCGAAUCUGAAGGCUGAGGAUGGCGCCACGUUCGAGUGUCGUGAUACUGGCGUGGCGCAGCGGUUGACGGAGAUAAUGGCCGCGGCGGAACGUAACAACAUGCCUGGUCGGGAGUCUGGUCUCAGUGGUGGUGGCAUUUCGGAUGACUUUGCAAUGAUGCCUAGUCGGUAUGGUGAGAACGUACACGCGCCCGAAUUCGUUGAUCUUCCUCUGGAGGUGAAGAUCAACGAGUCGAUUUCGCUCGGGACAACGAUCACCUGGAUCAAGGCGCAAGAUCGCGAUCUCGGCUACAACGGCAAGCUGGUUUUCGGCAUUUCAGGAGGUGACGACGAUUCCGUGUUCCGGCUCGAUCCGGACAAUGGAGAGCUGAAGAUCAUUGGCUAUCUAGACCGUGAGCGACAGGAUGAGUACCUGCUCAACAUCACGGUGUACGAUCUCGGAAAGCCACAGAAGUCAAUAUCAAAAAUUCUACCCAUCACCGUGCUGGACGAGAAUGACAAUGUGCCCCGAUUCGAGAAAUCCCUGGCGAGCUUCCGCGUGACGGAGAACGCCUUAAACGGCACGAUCAUCUUCCGCGUGAACGCCACCGAUGCGGAUCUCGGCCAGAACGCAAAGGUGACGUACAGUCUUGUGACGGACACGCGGGAUUUCCGAGUAGAUCCGGAAACGGGCGUACUCACGGUAGUGGCUCCGCUCGAUCGCGAGCGGCAAGAGGUGUACGAGUUAAAGAUCCGUGCUACGGAUGGUGGAGGUGAUCAGAACACGCCAGCCCUUUACUCGGAUGCCCUUGUUCGAGUCACCGUCGACGACAUCAACGACAACGCACCGGAGUUCGCCGUCCAGGACCUGACAGUGCGCAUCCGGGAAGAUGUGCCACGGGGCACUGUAGUGACAGUAGUGUCUGCGAUCGAUCUGGAUAGUGGUCCGAGCAGUGAAAUUUUGUACAGUUUCGGUGAAAACGGUGACGGUGAGGGUUCGUUCCGGAUCGAUAAACUAUCCGGUACCAUUCGGACCGCGCGAAUGCUCGAUUUUGAGGAGCGCCAGGUGCACAGUUUGAUCGUUAAGGCGAUCGACCGCGGUACGCCGUCGCUGUCGUCCGAAACGUCCGUUAUUGUGGAGGUGAUAGACGUGAACGAGAACCGAUUCGCGCCACAGUUUGAGGAUUACGUGCUUACGGGUGCGAUCGCGGAAAACAAACCUCCCGGGGCGCAGGUAAUGCAGGUCCUGGCAAAGGAUGCAGACUUACCCGGCCCGGACUCGCGUGUUACUUACUCCAUAAAGGGCGGCGAUGGACUUGGCAUCUUCACCAUUGAUAACGAAGGAACGGUUCGCACGCUCGCCUCGCUGGAUCUGGAAACGAAACCAAGCUACUGGUUGAAGGUGUGUGCCCAGGAUCAGGCCGUCGUCCCGCUGCACUCCUGCGUCCAGGUGUACAUCGAGGUGCAGAACGAGAACGACAACGUACCGUUGACAGAGGACGCCGUCUACUAUCCGUCGGUGCCGGAGAGCAGCCCAGCGGGUGUGAAGGUCCUGCAGCUGGUGGCCGAAGAUCGGGACAUCGAUUCGAUGCAGCAGAUUUCCUAUCGCAUUACGUCCGGCAACCCGGAAGGUUACUUCGCCAUCAACAGCACCAGUGGAUUAAUUACAACCACCGCGCGGAAGCUGGAUCGCGAAAACCAACCGGAGCACAUACUCGAGGUCCUGGUGAUGGACAACGGGGAGCCGCAGCUCUCGUCGACGACGCGCGUUGUCGUGCAGGUCGAGGACAUUAACGACCACGCGCCCGAGUUCGAUCAGAAAAUGUACAAAGUGCAAAUCCCGGCCAACGCCAAAAUCGACCAACCAUUGUUUCAGAAUGAUUACGCCAGCAGUGGCUACGAACCACCGGAACUGGAGCUGACGGAACCGAUGCUAUCCGAUCCGGACGUCGGACUCGACGAUGCGGCCACGUGGGAAUCGUUUCCGGAGAAAAACUUCGCCGAUCUGCAAGUCGUCUUUCGGGUACUGGCGACUGAUCAGGACAUCGGCGAAAACGGUCGCGUUACUUACUCGAUCAAACCGGGCCGCGGAAAAGCUAAGAAGUUCCGCAUCGAUCCAGAUACCGGUGUUAUCUAUGCGGCUCGUACCUUCGAGAUCGACACGGAGUACGAUCUGCUUGUACGGGCAGAGGAUCACGGUGUGCCGAAGCGAUCGCAACAAGCCCGCGUCGUGGUAGCCGUCGUCGGAGUGCCACUCGAGUCGGAAAAUGCCCCAGUCGUGAAAGCGGGCGAUCAACACGUGGAGCUGACGGAGAGCGAUGUUCCCGGGUUCCUGGUGACGCUCAUUCAGGCCUCUGAUCACGAUGGCGAGCAGCUGUGGUACGACAUUGUCGGUGGCGACGAUCGCAACGAGUUCUACAUUGGACGUGACAACGGCAAUGUACUGCUUGCAAAGUACCUGGACUGGGAACGACAACGGGAAUACAACAUCACCAUCAGCAUUUCGGAUGGCGUACACACGGUGUUCACGCAACUGUACGUGUCGGUACUCGACAUCAACGAUCACCGGCCCGAAUUCACUGAAUCUGUCUAUCGAGUGGACAUUUCGGAGAACAUCGAAGAGGGCAUGGAGGUCCUGCAGCUGCACGCGACUGACGAGGACGAAGACAAGAAGCUUUUCUACAGCCUGCACGCCGCUCGAGAUCCCGUCUCACUGAAGCUGUUCCGGGUUGACUCCGUCACCGGUAGCAUCGUGAUGGCGCACCGGCUCGAUCGAGAAACACUCGCUGAACACGUGCUGAUAGUGAUCGUGAAGGAUCAAGGAACACCGGCCAAGCGGAACUACGCGACCGUCAUUAUCACCGUGCAUGAUCACAACGAUCAUGCGCCCGAGUUCACGACCAAAAUCGUGCAAGGAAAGGUUUUCGAAACGGCCGCUGUGGGAACCCGUGUGGUGCAGGUGUACGCCAUUGAUCGGGAUAUUGGGGACAACGCGCGGAUCACGUACACCAUCGUGAGCGGAAACAUCGGAAAUGUAUUCGGAAUCGACCCGAGCAUGGGUGUGAUAAGUGUGGCCAAGCAACUCGACAUUCGCACGCUGUCGGAGUACAUGCUGCAGGUGAAGGCGACAGAUGGUGGAAAACCAGCGCUUUCCUCGCAGAUUCCCGUGCACAUCAUGAUCAACAUGGCGGACAAUGCUCCUCCUCGUUUUAAAUCGGAUGACCCGGCGGCUGAGAUCUACGAGAACCAGCCGAUAGGAACGUUCGUAAUCCAUCUGGAGGCCCGUAGUACGUCGUCGCUGCUAUUCCAAAUCAUUGGUGGUAACGUGGGCGACAUGUUCUUCGUCAAUCCGUCGACGGGUGUCAUCACAACGAAGGACCUACUCGAUUACGAGCACACCAAGUUCUACAAUUUGACGGUGCGAGCCACCAACAUGGCAUCCGCUUCGGCCACCUGCUCGGUGAUCAUCAACGUGCUCGACAAAAACGACAACGUGCCGUACUUCGAGCAGCAGGUGUACCGUGGUGAGGUAUCGGAAGCCGCACCGAUUGGGUCAUUGGUGUUGACGCUGUCUGAAGCCAUGCCACAGUUGAACGGGUCCACGGGCGGUUUUGUACCCGGAAGCAACAACCAUCUAGUGAACGCGUCGUUGCCUCUCGUAAUCCGUGCGAGGGAUGCCGAUUCGGGAUUGAAUGCCCUGCUUCACUACGACAUCUUGGAUAUGCUUCCGAGAAGGUACUUCCACAUCGAUUCCAGUACUGGAGCCAUCAAAACGAUCAUGUUCCUCGACCACGAGAAGAUACCGUUUUUCAGUUUUCACGUAAAGGUAACUGACCUCGGUAAACCUCGACUCACAUCGGAACUGACCGCGGAGGUACGCAUUAAUAUCACGGAUGUAAACGAUUGUGCGCCGACGUUCACGCAGAAGGAGUACAACGUAACGCUGCUCUUGCCGACUUACGCGAAUGUAGCCGUGCUGCAGGUAAAUGCAACGGACGAAGAUAGCUCUGAGAACUCCACCCUCCGGUACGACAUCAUCGAGGGCAACCGAGACGGUGUGUUUUCGAUCGACGCCACAUCCGGUGUCAUAACGACGCGGGACGUCGAAAGCAUCGGUCCAUCCUACCGACUAGCGGUGCGUGUUUCGGACGGCAAAUUCGCUAAGGUUGCUCAGGUGAACGUCGACGUGGAGACGUCCGAAAACUCCGGCCUCAUCUUCCAGCGACAAACGUACGAAGGAUCGAUCAUGGAAAACAGCACCAAAAUCAGCACCGUGGCCGUAGUGAACGUUCUCGGCUCGACGCUGAACGAACACAUCGAGUUCAGCAUCCUCAACCCAACAGAAAUGUUCCAGAUCGGGUUGACUUCCGGGGCGAUCCAGACCACAGGCCGGAAGUUUGACCGUGAGGUGCGGGAUAACUACGAGCUCAUCGUGGAAGCUCGUUCACAGCAACCCGAUCGGGAAAAGCCACGUGUCGCGCACGUCAUCGUGAACGUCACGAUACUGGACAUCAACGACAACUGCCCGAUGUUCGUCAAUCUGCCGUACUAUGCCGUCGUCUCGGUUGAUGAUCCACGUGGAUCAGUCAUCACAAAGGUACACGCGCUUGAUCUCGACAGUUUCGAGAACGGUGAAGUGCGCUACGAGAUGAAACGAGGACAUGGAGAGCUGUUCAAGGUAGACCGCAAGACGGGCGAAGUAACGCUCAAGCAAACGCUUGAGGGCCACAACCGCGACUACGAGCUGCUGAUAUCGGCGUACGACGGUGGUAUAACACCCUGCUCCACUGACGUUACCGUACACGUGAAGGUGAUAGAUAAAUCGAUGCCGGUGUUCAGCAAGCAGUUCUAUUCAGACGCGGUUGCGGAAAACAUCGAGCUCCAUUCGCCACUGUCGGUCGCCAUCCAGGCUGAGAGUCCGCUCGGCCGGAAGCUGAUCUACAGCAUCGUGAAGGGAAACGAGAUGGAGGAGUUUGCCGUCGAUUUCAACACAGCUCCGGACAGUACCAAUGGUCCAUGUGCCAUCUACGUCGUGGACGAGCUGGACUACGAGCGCCGUCAGAGUUAUGAACUUUUAAUUAGAGCCACGGAUAGCGUUUCCGGUGUGUCGGCUGAGGUGCCGGUGUCGGUGCUGGUGCAGGACGUCAACGAUUGCCCGCCGGAGAUCGAGCAGGACAGCUACAACAUCACCGUGUCCGAGCGGGCCCCGUUCGGUACGGCCAUCCUGAAGGUGCACGCGAAGGAUAACGACACCGGUAUCAACCAGGUAAUCAACUACGCUCUGCAAACUGACUCCAAGAACACCUCUGAGCACUUCCACAUGGAUCCGUCCGAUGGGGUGAUCUAUCUGAAGAAAUCGCUCGACCACGAAACGCUCAGUCACCAUCACUUCACCGUCGUUGCAUCGGACAAGGGCGUCCCGAGUCUCAGCUCAACCGCACACGUUUGGGUUUCGGUGAUGGACAUGAACGACAACCCGCCAAAAUUCGAGCAGCCAUCGUACUCGUGCGUCCUGUCCGAGCACGCAUCCCGCGGCCAGUUCGUGACGGUUGUGUCCGCCUCCGAUCCGGAUUACAUCGAUCAUGAUCGGCUCGUGUACACGAUUGCCCAGGGCAACGAGCUGCAGACGUACGGCAUCGAUCCAGUCACCGGUAUCAUCACGCUGGUCAACAUGCAGAACUUUGCCGAGAAGCACGUCUCGAUCCUGAACGUGUCCGUCACCGACGGCGUCUACACGAGCUUCACGCGCGUCAAAAUCACCAUCCUGCCGGCCAAUCUGCACAAUCCCGUGUUCGAGCACAUGUUCUACGAUGCGAAGGUGGACGAGAACCAGCUCGCCGGACGGCUCGUGACGACGGUCAAGGCAACGGAUAAGGACUUUGGUGAAUAUGGUCGGGUAGCGUACUCCAUCAUAUCCGACGACAUGCUGGAAUAUUUCUCGAUCGACAAAGAGAAAGGAGAGCUGGUGACCAAGAAAAAGCUUGACCGGGAAGAACGCAUGAACUACGACGUACCGGUGAUGGCGGUUGAUGCGGGUGGUCGAGCUGGCUUUAGCACGGUGCGCAUCCGGGUCGGUGACGAGAACGACAAUCAGCCGGUGUUCCAGUAUCGCGAGUACAAAACGCUCAUUCAAGGCAACCUGACUGUUAACACGACGUUCUAUCGCGUGCGUGCGAUCGACUCCGAUGACAACCAGAACGCGGUGGUAAAGUACUCCAUCUUCGAUUCGCAAAACUCCGGCAUCAAGGAACUGUUCGGUGUAGACGAAAACACCGGGGGUCUAUAUCUGCAGAAGAGUGCCGUUAAAUGGGAGAACCAACUGUUUCAGUUUUUCAUUCGUGCACACGAUGGUGGCACUCCCUCGCUGUAUUCGGAUGUCGCAAUCGACAUCUACGUGAUGAGUUCCGCCGAGAAUCCACCUCUUUUCGAGAAGAAGGAUCGCAAGCUCUUUCUUUCAGAGAGCUCGCUGCCGGGAACGGUUAUCACGCGAUUGCGGUUAUCAGGCAACGUGACUGCUCGUUACCGCAUUCUGUCGGACGAGCUGGAGGAACCGCAAUUUUCCAUCAAUGACGCCGGUCAGCUUCGGCUGGCUAAGACACUUGAUCGCGAGACGCGUGAUACGCAUCUGAUUGCCAUCCUUGCGGAAACUGAUUCGAGCCCACCGUUAACGGCUGUGACGGAAAUCGUUUUGCACGUGCAGGACGAGAACGACAACACGCCGAUGUUCGAGAGCAAUCCGUACUCGUUUGCGCUGGCCGAGAACAUCGAAAAGGGCAGCUCGAUCAUGAAGCUGACGGCACGUGACGCUGAUAGUGGAUCGAAUGGAGAUAUUCGGUACGCCCUGUCGCCCGACGUUGGCGAUAUCGUGAACAUUUUCGAUGUGGAUGCGUACACCGGAUGGAUCACGACGCUAGUUCCGUUGGACAAGGAGAAGCGGGAGGACUAUAAGUUCCAGGUGCUCGCUACUGACAACGGACAGCCAAAGCACACGACUCGCUCGACGGUGAUCAUUCGACUGAAGGACUACAAUGACUGCCCACCAGUGUUCAAGGAGAACCAUUACAAGGCUAGUGUCAGUGAGGACGCCUUGCCAGGAACGGUUGUGCUGCAGAUCGCCACUACGGACAAGGAUGUGGAUUUGCGAACGGCUGUCGAGUACUACAUCAUUUCAGGCGACACACUGUCACAGUUCCAGAUCAAAAACACCGGCGAGGUGUUUGUCGUGAAGGCGCUGGAUCGUGAGAGCAUUUUCCAGUACGAGCUGAAGGUGAUCGUUACCGACGGCAAGUACACAGCAACCGCGAACAUCUCGAUCACGGUACUGGAUGCAAACGAUAACCCACCGUACUGCCUGAAGUAUCGCUAUCGGGAGCAGCUAAGUGAAGGUGCUCGACCUGGCACGCACGUGCUGCAGGUUCUUGCCAACGACAUGGACGAACCCGCUAACAGCCGGCUGCGUUUCUACCUAACCGGCCAUGGUGCGGAGGAUUUCAACCUCGACAAGGACUCGGGCCACCUGAAAACGACCCGCAAACUGGACAGAGAGAAGCAGUCUCGUUACAGCCUGAUGGCGCACGUGCAGGAUCGCGAUCACCCGGGAUGGGAAUGUUCAUCACAAAUCGAGCUGACGUUGACCGACUUGAACGACAAUCCGCCCGAGUUUUCCAUGAAUCCGUACAGCGUCACGCUGCCGGAGGACGCCGAAGUUGGAACGUUGGUGACGAAGAUCCACGCAACCGACGCGGACAUUGGCAUCAAUCGGAAGAUCAAGUACGCGUUCUUGGAUUCGUACCGCGAUCACUUCCGCAUUGCACCUGAAUCCGGUAUCGUAACACUCGCGAAACCGCUCGAUCGCGAACUAAAGGCGCUCUACAACCUGUCGGUUAGUGCGAUCGAUCUUGGUCACCCGGCGCUCUCGAACGCGGCCACACUGAUCAUCAAUGUGCAGGACAUCAACGAUAAUCCGCCUGAGUUUACUUCCAAACACUACUUUGCGUCGGUACCGGAAAUCAACGCGAUCGGAUCGGAAAUCUUGAAAGUGCUCGCAACCUCCAAGGAUACCGGUAUCAACGCGGAGAUCGCCUACUCCAUCAUCGGUGGCAACGAACAUCGCAAGUUCACAAUCAACAACAAAACCGGCAUCCUGUCGCUGUCCGACACGCUAGACUACGAGCGGGCACGUGACUACUUCCUCACGAUUCAGGCUGUGGAUGGUGGCACACCGCCGCUUAGCAACUUGGCGACGGUCAACAUCUCGGUCACGGACAGUAACGACAAUCACCCGCAGUUCACUCAGAACUCGUACAACGCGCGGAUCCGUGAGGACGCUCAACGUGGAGAUCGCAUACUGCAGGUCCGAGCGAACGAUCUCGAUUCGGAGGAUAACGGUCGAGUGAGCUACACGAUUGAGCGCGGCGAUCGUAUGGAGCAGUUUGCCAUCGAGGAAGACACCGGCUACAUCUCGGUCGCUGGAACCCUCGAUCGUGAAUCGAUCUCCAACUACGUGCUGGAGGUGCAAGCACGCGAUCAUGGUGUUCCAACACUCACGGCGUACGUACUGGUAAACGUGGAGAUUUCUGACGCCAACGACAACCCGCCUGUGUUCACGCAGCACAACUACACAGCCGUCGUGCAGGAGGAUAAGCAGAUCGGCCACACGCUGCUGAAGUUCGACGUCACGGAUGCGGAUACGGCACCAAAUGCGGCUCCCUACACGUUCGACUUCCGGUCGGGCAACGAGGGUGGCUCGUUCCGAAUCGAGCAGGACGGUAUCCUGCGCACGGCCACGCGAUUCAAUAGCAAAAUCCGUGACAGAUAUCAGCUACAGGUGCGCGUGUUUGACAACGGAACUCCACCGCUUUACUCCGACACUUGGGUGCUAGUGAAGGUGAUCGAGGAAUCGCAAUAUCCACCGGUCAUCACGCCACUCGACAUCUCGAUCAAUUCGUUCAUGGACGAGUACCCGGGAGGUGUGAUCGGUAAAGUGUACUCCACCGAUCAGGAUCAAUACGAUACGUUAACGUACGGCUUAGCCCCUACCACCGGCGUUCUGUACUCACCCACCAACCUGUUCAACAUCUCCAAGAACGAUGGAGUGAUCUACGCCUACCCACGGUUAGACGUCGGUGACUACCGCGUCAACGUCACUGUCACCGACGGCAAGUUUGCCUCCUUCACGAUCGUGAAGGUAGCGGUCGAGCUGGUCAACGAGGAGAUGCUGACGAACGCGAUCGUGAUCCGUUUCCUCAAGGUAUCGCCGGAGUCGUUUGUGCUGAGUCAUCGCAAGGGCUUCAUCCGCUCGGUGCGCAAUGCGAUCGGAUGUAAGAUCAAGGACAUCAUCAUCAUCUCGGUGCAGCCAUCGAGCGACGACGAUCUGAACCAGAUACAGCACCGCGUGCGGCGAGAACUGUCCAACGUGACGGCGUUGUUCGAUCAGCGUGAAACACGGUCUCGGCGAAGCGCCAAUCGUGACCUAGAUGUGCUUUUCACCGUGCGCAAAUCCACAACCGGCGGGUAUUACGCAGCACACGAAAUUCGCCGAGUGAUCGACGACAACCUGGAGGAGAUCGAGGAUGCCACCAAACUUCAGAUCGACGAAGUGGUCAAGUCAAAGUGCCUGCCGAACUUCUGUAUCCACGGAGAGUGUGAAGAUAAGAUCGUACUCGAUCCGAAGCUCAUCCAUCCGGUGUCGACGGAUGUGACCAGCUUCGUAUCGGCCCAUCACGCCCACCGUAUGGAGUGUGUCUGUCGUGAAGGUUAUGGAGGUGACAAAUGCCAACACGCUGUGAACGAGUGCUCUAAAGCACCCUGCCCAUCCUUCAAGACCUGCAUUCCCGAUUCGUCCGACCAGGGCUAUCAUUGCACGUGUCGGGAAGGAUUCGCCGGCCCAAAGUGCGAUCGGGACAUCACGCUAUGCAACGACGAAACGUGCUACGUACCACGGAACCCGGUUUCGUUCAGUGGCAAGAGCUACGCGCACUACCGCAUCGAGAAGGAGAUCGCACGCAAAAACCUCGAAGAUCAGCUGGUGUUGAGCCUGCGCCUGCGGACAGUACAGCCCACCGGUAACAUCAUGUACUCGGCUGGAAAGGUGGACUUCAACAUCCUGGAGAUCAUGAACGGUGUGAUUCAGUAUCGCUUCGAUUUGGGUUCUGGAGAGGGCCUGGUCAGUGUGUCCAGUAUCUUCGUCUCGGAUGGUCUAUGGCACGAGGUGCGGCUGGAGCGUGAAGGCAACAGCGCAAAGCUGCUCGUCGAUGGCAAACACGUCGCUCAAGGCAACGCACCAGGCGUAAAUGGUGUGCUCAAUCUGCAACCCGAUGACAUUUUCUUUGGAGCGGAAGUCAAACAACACCCGACGGUGCUCGGUUUUCAGGAUGUACAGCGAGGUUUCGUCGGGUGUAUGGAUGAUAUUCGAUUGUCGAAGGUCCCAGUGCCGCUGCAUAUGAAAGGAGCCAGCUCUGUCGCGAGUCUGCGUCAGUUCGCCAACGUUGAGUUCAGUUGCGAUGCCGCGUCCGUUCUGGUACCUCUCGGGGUAUGUGGAACGCAACCGUGCUGGAAUGGUGGCACUUGCAAGGACAUCGGCGGUGGCAACUUUGAGUGCUUGUGCCACUCGCGCUUCUCCGGCCCGUACUGCAAGGAGGACUUGAAUCCGUGCGCAUCCUCGCCCUGUUUGUACGGUGGCAAGUGUACGAAGGCUGGUUUCGGCAACUACACCUGCGACUGUCCGGCAAGGAUGUCGGGCAAACGGUGCGAUUAUGGACGUUUCUGCACACCAAAUCCUUGCCGAAAUGGGGGUGUCUGUGAAGAGGGUGACGAUGGGCCGCUGUGUAUGUGCCACGGUUACACUGGCACAACCUGCGAAACAGACAUCGACGAAUGUGAACGUCAGCCGUGCGGAAGUGGUGCAACCUGCAUCAACGAGGCCGGUAGUUUCCGGUGCAUCUGUCCGCCGGAGAUGACGGGGGCAAGCUGUGGAGAUCCACUGAACACGAACGCGCUUACGAUCGCGUUGAAAAAGGUCACCCCACAGAUGUUCGUCAUCGCGGUCAGCGUCAUCACCGUCGCCUUGGUGAGUGUCAUCUUGUGGGGUGUUGUGUGCGCCUGCCGGAAGAAGCGCCGCUCGAGCCGUCACGAGAAGAUCAAUAACGAGGCGAACAAAGGGAUCGUUCUAAAUCCGGUGUCUGAAACGUCGGGAUACAAGCGUGGUUCGAAAAUGAGCAACCUAGAGAUUCAACGAGAUCAGCGACCGGUUUCGUACACGCCUAGCAGCAACAAUGCUACCGAUCAUCUGUACAACUGUAACACGAUGAUGCAAUACAACAACCUGGACACGCUACGAAGCUACGGAUCGGCUGGUGACGAGCUGGAAAAUGUUCCACAGGCUUACCGCAAGGGUACGGUUCCCUCCACGCCGCAGAUGGUGAAUCUCAACAGCGGAGGCGCAAACGCCAACACCUCCGACACUGAGUCCUUGCACAAGCAGAAGUGGACCGAACAGAUCCAGAUGCAAACGUUCACCGACAAGAUCAACAACGAUCUGAAACGGCAGGGUGGCUCACCCGAUCCGCUCUUGCAACAGCAACACCAGCAGCAACUGCAACAGCUUCACCUCCAACAACAGCAGCCCCAUCUUGCCGGUCACCUUCGUGUUCAACCGAUGCAGCUGAAACCGCCGGCUCAAAUGGGAAUCUUACCGGGUCGGUUGCUCAACACUCAACACUCGCCGACGAUGCUGAUGCCACCGCACAGCUUCGAGGAUGCUCCAUCACAUCAUGGAAGUACGGCUGCGUAUCAUUGGGACUGCUCGGAUUGGGUCGGUCGUGGACAUCACCCGCUGCCGAACAUCACUGAGGUCCCUGGUAGUGAGGUCCCGGACUCUUCUAGCUUCCACAGCAACGAAAGCAAUGAAUCGCACCCGAAAGCAAGCCUCCUUCCGCCGAUCCUAGGACCCGUAGAUUCCACGCGCGACAUCGAAACGCUGAACGAGGACAAUGAGUCGGAAUACGUGGACGAUUCGGAGUGCGACCAGAGUGAGCAACCGCUCUCGUUGGGUUUCGAGCAGAACUCCUCCAUAUCCUGCCUGAACCCGCUCGACAGUGGCAGCGAAGAUUAUAGAUUUAAUACAGUGCCUUUAAAAGUUAAUACACCUGAUAGUUAUCUGCGUCAUCCGAACAGCUACUUGCCGAAGUAUAACAUACAGAGCGAAACGGAGGGCGAAAAUGUGCCACUGACGGGUCGGAAGCCGCUGAACGGACUCGAGAUUGGCCGGCAUCAGCUGGUCGAAUCGGACGAUGACGACGUCGAGUCGUACGGAUUUCCUCAAACGCGCCGGAACCGUCGCGAACCCAGUGAUAUCGAUUUAGUUUUAAAAACCGACGAAGGUAGCUCUCUGCUAAGCCAUUCCCGUACCCUGAAUAGCUCCAACCACUCGAAUAGCGAUCUCUCGACGCAGCUGUGCGAGAUCGACGAUUCCGAGUACGAGCAGGAUCAUCACCAGCAGCAGCACCAUCAUCACCAUCAUCAUCAUCACCAUCUUCAGCCGCCGGUACCAGCCGCGAGCUUGUCCGGUUCUUCCGGUGGUAGCGUCAGUUCCACAACCGGUAAUAGUGCCGGUACGGGAGCCACCUCCAAACCGAAGCAGCAGAAGGUCAAGUGGAGCAACGUUGUGCAACAGACGGAAGUUUGA